Messenger RNA from Gigantopelta aegis, 2494 nucleotides. RefSeq names its product N-formyl peptide receptor 3-like. Lineage: Eukaryota; Metazoa; Mollusca; Gastropoda; Neomphalida; Peltospiridae. Bases 874 to 2169 code for a protein of 431 amino acids. The transcript has 3 exons. Gene Ontology annotation, molecular function: G protein-coupled peptide receptor activity. Gene Ontology annotation, biological process: neuropeptide signaling pathway. The record is from RefSeq and is a predicted model, not a curated record. Gene Ontology annotation, cellular component: membrane.
GAAACGCGGACCGAACUUACUGCAGAAACUUUCAAUAUCAGAUGCAUUUGAAAAUAGAUACUAAAAAUCGAUACAUAUUAACCCGUCCUCGAGCCCGCGCGCGCGCGCCAAACACCGCAUCUACGGCGAACAACCAAAACCCACAGAGAUAGAGAGUUAGAGGCGCUCCCUCGCAAAUCCACAUCCACUAUCGCCUAUCACCGGAGCUCGUCGAUACAAAGUUCCCGGAAUUAACCAAAACAGAUCGCUGUCAGCGCUGUUGCAAAUCGCUUGUUAUUGUUGUUGUUGUUGUUGAUGUUCUUGUACUGAUGAUGACGACGUCGGCGUUGUCUACUGUCUAUUAAUAUCGUCACAAGCAGAAGAAGUUUGGUGAACACAAUUGAUUUUUUUUUUGUUAGCCCUUAAGUCUGACUUGUUUUCGUUUUCGUUAAUUAUCUGUUAACUGCUGGUUGCGAUUGGUGGUAGAAAGUUUGCGCUAAAACUCGGAUUCAGAAAGAGAGAGGGAGAGAGGGAAAGACCAACAAUUGGAUUAUAUUUCAUCAACACCAAAUUAAACGUUUAUGUGCAUCUGUGUAUUUUUUACUUUUAUCAGAUUACCGGUUUGUUUGUAAGGCAUGUUGGAGAUGUGACAGCUUCCUGCGUGGAUUGUAUUUCGUUGUUUAGGACAAAACGAUAGACUGACAUUGAACAAUAAUUGGACAUAAUUACAUGAAUAUCCGGUUUGACAAGCGACAACAUAAGCGGUUCUCAGAAGAAUUGAUCGUUCAGAAAAACACAUAAAGAAUUGACAUUGCACUCUACAAAAGAAUUGCCUGUGGGGAAAUGAAGCACUUUGAAAACUGAAUCGAAGGUCGUCCCUCGAGAGCCUCAACCAUGUUGAACACCACCGCCGACUAUACGAAUGACGCCUCGUCGUCGGCCGUGGAGCCGGACAUCUCCGAAACGACCGUCACGGCGGUGAUCGGAAUCCUCUCGGUACUUUCCGUGUUCGGCACGUUCGGGAACGGCCUCGUGUUGUACGUAUUCAGCCACAAGGUGGACAAGGUCACGUCGACCAUCUUCAUCCUGGCCCUGGCCGGCACCGACUUCAUCACGUGCAUCCUCAUCAUCCCCUUUACCGUCGUCUACAUCGGCGUCAACAACUGGCUCAUGUACGACUUCCUCUGCAAGCUGUACCAGUUCCUCAUCACGUGCAACGUCCCUCUGUCCGCUUUUAUCAUGGUGGCCAUCGGGAUAGACCGGUACCUGUGCAUCUGUCACCCGUUCAAACACGCCAUGACGCCGCGGCGAGCCAACAUCGCUAUCUUUAGCCUUAGUAUGUUCGCCUUCCUGCUGGGGUCGAUGACGUCGCUCAUCUACAGCGUGUACGAGCCGAGGAACGUCGUGGCCAACGACACGAGCGAGGGUUUCGUCUACCAGACCGUGAGACCCUUCUACAACAACAACAACAACUACAACAACACCAUCAUAUCGGCAGGCUCGGGUCUUCACUUUCACACAUCCUCGGCGGACAACAGUUCCAUGGUGGUCAGUCCGAUAGCCGAGGAGACUAUUAACAAAUCUGAGCAGAUUCAGUACGUGUACACCGGAAAGUGUAACCACAACAACCGGUUGCUGAGUCAGAGCAUCAUAGAGAUUUACCAGAAGGUGUACGCUUCUUUCUUCCUAAUCGCAAUACUUAUAGUGUCCGUACUGUACGCCCUCAUCUACAGGUCAGUCAUCAAGCGGCGGAAGUGGCGAUUUCGCCAGAGGUCGAUGCGGCCGUCGUGCAAUGAGAAGACGGUGGACGUUUCCAAGGCGACGCACCUCGAGAACAAUGAGGAGGUGGAGCUGUGCACGAAAUCCGCCACGAACGGUCUCGAGAACGACCACGACGAACGCGCGAACCUCAAUCACUCGAAGAAGAUCUCGAAAAGCGAGCGGAAGGACUUCAACCGGCUCGCCAAUAUCCGGACGGCCGCCAUGUUGUUCGUGGUGAACGUCGUCUUUAUUCUGGCGUUUCUCCCGUCGUGGUUGAUGGCGCACCGCCUCAUUGACUUCAACAUGGUCGUCUUCUACAUGUAUUUUGUGUACAACGUGGCCAACCCUGUGAUCUAUGCGUUCAUGAACGUCGCCUUUCGAAAGGAGCUAAAGGCCGUCUUUACUAGAGGAAGCAAGUGUAUGCGAUGAUUAGAAAGAAAGAAAACAAACCAACAAAACAACAGUACACAAAGCAUGCAUAUGCUUAAGACAUCAAGGUACCCUCUGACGAAUCACGAGCUGGGUGGAACUUCGUUGUGUGGACAGAGGCAGUAGUAAAAAUACGCAAUCUCUAUCUACCAGCUGGAUUAAAUCAACGGCUGACAAUUGGGGUCCGUAUGCAUGGGUACCGGCUAUUUCUCGUUCAUGCUAGUACUCCACAACUGGUAUAUCAAAAGUCGUUGUGUGUACUUUCCUCUCUGUGGGAUACUGCAUAUAAGAUAUCCCUUGUUGCUAAUCGAAAAGAGUAGCCCAU